Vollenhovia emeryi is the source of this 2100-nucleotide messenger RNA. RefSeq lists its product as uncharacterized. Lineage: Eukaryota; Metazoa; Arthropoda; Insecta; Hymenoptera; Formicidae. The transcript has 11 exons. Gene Ontology annotation, cellular component: cytoplasm. Gene Ontology annotation, molecular function: molecular adaptor activity; kinase binding; ubiquitin binding. Gene Ontology annotation, biological process: negative regulation of organ growth; regulation of hippo signaling; cell migration. The record is from RefSeq and is a predicted model, not a curated record. Bases 299 to 1924 code for a protein of 541 amino acids.
CUUGGAUCGUGGAAACAGGGCUUAAUACUCCUUCAUAAAAAUGGACACGAGUAAAACAUGUGCUCAUAGAAAUUGGAUUGAAAUGGAAGUAAUCUGAGGAGCGAUUUCGCACCGGCUCAUGUGAGUUUUGUAUCGUUGCAGUUUUAUUUGAUUUCGGUGUUUCGCCUCCCCAACACUACGACGCUAUUACGAGGUUGGGGUAAAUAGUAGCGGACUGAUAGCGUGCCCGAGGGAGAAGGGAACGGAAUCCUAGGUGAUAUUUUCGUCGACGUUUAUCAAAACAACACAACGCGGAAAGAUGGCCGAACAGAAUGACAGAAGUCAAUUACCACCCGGCUGGGAAUGCAGAUACGACAUUCGCAGCGGUCGUCCAUAUUUCAUAAAUCACUUUAAUCGAACUACAACAUGGGAAGAUCCAAGAGUAAGAUAUUGGCAGUACUCUCAGUAUAUACAGUCUCAGAACUCGAUGGCACUGAGCUCGGCCACUACCACUACUUCCCAAGAUAUUCCUAUGCAGACUGGAGGAAGCGGAAGUGGGCACUUAAAUCAUACAGUUGCUCACAGAGUUCCACAAAUUUAUCCAACACCGUCCCCUUAUCAUAAUCCACAACUAGCAUUUUUACCUCCCAGCGCGCAGGAGCUGAAAACGCCACUGUCGUUGAAAUCCACCAGUGCGAUGACAACACGAUUCGGCGACUUGACUCUAGGAUCUCCGACCCCAGUAAGAAAUACAGAGACAAGUUUUACUCAAAAUUCCGACUCUGAGUCACAAGUGGCAAAGAUCAAUGCUGUAUUCCCGACAGUUUCGGACACACAUAUUCGUCUUUUACUGAAGAAAUACCAUAACAGAGCAGCUUUGGUCAUGAGUGCUCUCCAGGUGGAAAAGAAUCCUCUUUGCGCUCCAGGACCGUGUACACCUGUGGGAGUGCAUUCAUAUUAUGCAAUCCCGAGAUGGCGUCUACCGGCUCAUUCUAUACAUGCAGCAUUAACAUUGAGUCCGCCUCGCGGAGUUCGGCCAGCCCCUAACUCCCCAAAAAUGAAACUUAGGUACCUGAAAAAUGUAUUUCCAAAAGUGGAUGAAACAAUACUAUUGGAUGUGCUAGAACAGAGCGAUAAUAACGUGCAGAAGGCAACUGAAAAAUUAAUUGAUUUAGGAUACGAAAAACGAAAUCCUACUCUUUCUGCCAGAGCCUUAGCAAAGAAGAAAGAAGAGGAAGAACAGGUACCAGACGAGCCACCUGCGCCCACGCCUCCUCCGCGUAUGAAAAGUUUGGAAGAAAAAAAUAAGUUGAAAAUACGUUUAAUGGAAAAAUAUAAGAAUUUGCCAGAUCGGAUUGUGAUGCUUGCUAUGGAUAGUGUAGAUUAUGAUGAAGACAGAGCAAUACAUAUAUUAGAUAUAGUAAUGGCAGAAGAAGCUACUCGACCACUAUGUACUUCUAGCAGCCAAAGUAGUAAAAGUGACGACCGAAAAGAUAGUUUGCCAGUGACAGAGGCUAUAAAAUUAACUGCUUCUCCGAUUAAAAAGAUAAGUAAGGAUGCGGAGAGUGAAAAGUUGAAACGGUCCAAAAAUAAGACUGAGAUACCGAAAGUUUCACGUGGAACUAGCACUACAGAGGAUAAAGAAUAUAAAUCCCCGUACUUAACAAAACCAGCGGGAUCAAAUUCGGAUUUAGCGAAGGGAGCGAAUAACGAUCUGCUGUUGCCGGACUAUGCGCCGUGGUCGGGACCGGAUCCACAUUUGCUGACCAAGCAAUCCUUUUCAAGAACACUUGCGAUGGGGCAGACUGGAAGUCUAGUUACUACCCGCAAUUGUCUUGCUAAUGGUUCCCAGUCCGAAUUACGAAAAGGACCGUUAAGAGGAUUGGCUCAAGGCUCCAUUUAUUCACAAAGGAAUGUAGCCAAUACCGAGAGUCGUGGCAAAUGAAACAGGUGCAAUUGUUUCUUUCUUGAUAUUUUUGCGUUUGUUAAAUAAGUAGAUAUUUUAAUUUUUAAUGGCAAUUGCACAAUCGUCUCUCUUUGGGAUUUUACGAUUUAACUUUGGGGUAGAUAUAUUAUAAUAUCGCCAGCAAUUCAAAACAAUGAUGAGUAUUUUUCAGAAAC